Messenger RNA from Arvicanthis niloticus (Nile rat), 1517 nucleotides. RefSeq names its product interleukin 5 (gene Il5). The record is from RefSeq and is a predicted model, not a curated record. Gene Ontology annotation, molecular function: growth factor activity; interleukin-5 receptor binding. Gene Ontology annotation, biological process: immune response. Gene Ontology annotation, cellular component: extracellular region. NCBI's taxonomy places the organism in Eukaryota, Metazoa, Chordata, Mammalia, Rodentia, Muridae.
UCCUUUGCUAAAGGCAAACGCUGAAGGCUUCACAAUCAUGAAGAUGCUUCUGUGCUUGAGCUUCCUAACUCUCAGCUGUGUCUGGGCCAUUGCUAUGGAGAUUCCCAUGAGCACAGUGGUGAAAGAAACCUUGAUACAGCUGUCCACUCACCGAGCUCUAUUGACAAGCAAUGAGACAAUGAGGCUUCCUGUUCCUACUCAUAAAAAUCACCAGCUAUGCAUUGGAGAAAUCUUUCAGGCACUAGACAUGCUGAAGAACCAAACUGUCCGCGGGGGUUCCGUGGAAAUGCUAUUCCAAAACUUGUCAUUAAUAAAGAAAUACAUUGACCGCCAAAAAGAGAAGUGUGGCGAGGAGAGGCGGAGGACGAGGCAGUUCCUGGAUUACCUGCAGGAGUUCCUCGGUGUGAUGAGUACAGAGUGGGCAACGCAGGGCUGAGGCGCAUCGUGGCGACAGGACUUCACGUUUGAAGUUACAUUUUCAACAGAUGGAAAAAUCCCACAGAACUGUACAAAUGCAAGGGUUACCAAUGCUGUUUCCACUCAUAUUUAUGUCCUGUAGUCAGGUUAGACCUAUCUAUAUCCACAUAUGGCAAAGUAUUUAACAUUCUUUUUUGUGUAUGUAUAACAGAAAUUCCUGUUGCACAGGCUGACUUCAAACUUGUAAUAUAGCCAAGGAUGGCCUUGAACUUCUGAUCCUCCUGCUUCCUCCUGCUGAGGUCUGAGAUUACAAACAUGCACCAUUGGGACUAGUUCAUGUGGUGCUGAGGAUGGAACGCAGGGCUUUGUGCAUACUACCAACUGAGCUACACUUCCUAGCCCUCAUUCCCUUCUUUGGUCAGGGUCUCAAGUAUUCCAGGCUGACUUUGAACUCAGUGUAUAGCCAAGGAUGACUCUACACUCUUGGUCCAGGUGGAUGCAGGAGGAUCACAUACCCAAUCUCAGCAUCCUAGCCCUUUGAGAUAGAUGGUACUCAGUGACUCUCUUGCUGAGGGAUGCCACACCAGGGCUUCCUGAUUCUAUCUAAUUUCAAAUUAAUACCCACUAAACAAUCUCUCCUCAUCUCCCUGCUACUCUCCCCAGCCUCCAGUAAGCCCACUUCUAUUUCUACAAGGUUGACUUUUCUUAUGUUGUAUGUAUGAUUCAGAUUGUGCUAUGAUACUCUGUGCCUGGAGUAGCCCAAUUUUGGAAAAGAAAAGGGACAUUUCCUUGCAGUGAGAAUGAGAGCCAGCCACAUGCUGGGUCUUACUUUUCAGUGUAACUGAACUUAAGAAGCAAAGUAAAUACCAAAACCUUACUACCCCACACAAACACAAACAGAAAGCAUCAAAUAGUCGGGAUGUUAUUCAGGUAUCAGGAUCACUGGAGAAACCUCCCCCAGUUUACUCCAGGAAAAAAAAGAUGUAUGCUUUUAUUUAAUUCUGAAAGAUGUUCAUAUUAUUUAUGACAUGUUUAAGGAUUCAGUAAGUUAAUAUUUAUUGCAAUGUAUGUAAUAUUCUAAUAAAGCAAAAAGGAUAACU